CGUUAUGAAGAGGUCCUUAUGUACUAAGAGCUCUGUGUCAUUGUAAUGCAGCAACCGAUCGUGCACAAGUUCUCCGAAUCGGGUGAAGAUAAACAUUGACAUACUCAACGGGUCGUGCUUUUACUAUGAAAGACAAUGGGAACGUCGUCUAUUUAAAAGCGAAGCGCCUAUGUUUUUUCUGAAUUGCCCUGCGAGAUCGAAAGCAGGACAGAGGAGUGAACUGAAGAAACGGCUUAACGUUACCCAUCUAUAAAAUGGAUUUGAAGGAGAGCAUCAUAUCGUUUCUGUGGGACAGCUGACUAUUGCAAAUAAACGCAUUGGAAGAGUGAAGCGUCGCGGUCUAUGGGGUGAUGCUAUUGUGACAUCAUAAGUGACCUGCUAUCAUCCAAGCGCUAACGUUACUUGACUGUAUGUAGAAUAGAUGCAUUUGUGACAGGACACGUCAGUUGAUUUAUUUAUUGGGACUCUUCUGUGAUGUUCUAAUUGUGUAAAUUUGUCUAUAUAUUAGCUGGCUGUCAAUUCUGACUAGCUUGCGAUGGGCACCUCAAUGACCCACCGCGCCGUCAUUGAGUUAACAAGGCACUACUACAGUAAAAGAGGGUGUCUGCAACCUCUGCCUUCCCUUUUAAACUGAGCUGACAUCAUGUAACGCUAGCUAGUGAGCUGUCAUAGCUAUAAUUUUAGUUUGAUCAGUCUUCUUAAGCUAAGAUAGAAGGCAUUGGGAAGCUAUUAUUGGGAAACAAAUGGAUGGUUAACUGGGUCAGAGAGUGACAGGCAAACAGCUCUGAAGAAUAAAAUAUAUUGAGCUGCGAAACUUCAGAUUGACUGUGUUCAGAUUGACCAAGGUGUAUACUAAUAUAUGAAUAAUAACAGCAAGAUCGGAGUUGUAUUUUAGAGUUAUUACGGAUUGAUAAUUUGGGGGUGACAGCUGUUCUUUCAAAGUCUGGAUUGAAGAGAGUUUGAGAGACUUGCACCCAAAAGCAUCACGAGCUGUUGUGCAUCACUGGACACCCGUCAAAAAAAAUGGAGACCGCUGGGGACUUUGAAUACAGCCGAAAAGACCUCAUCGGACACGGAGCCUUUGCAGUCGUCUUCAAGGGGAGACACAAAAAGAAGAAUGAUUGGGAGGUUGCCAUCAAGAGUAUCAACAAGAAGAACCUCUCCAAAUCUCAGAUUCUUCUUGGUAAAGAAAUCAAAAUUUUAAAGGAGCUCCAGCAUGAGAACAUUGUGGCACUCUAUGAUGUCCAGGAAAUGCCAAGUUCUGUGUUCCUGGUUAUGGAGUACUGUAAUGGAGGAGACCUGGCAGACUAUUUGCAAGCCAAGGGCACGCUGAGAGAGGACACACUAAGGGUCUUUCUACAGCAGAUUGCAGCAGCCAUGCGGAUCCUCAACAGCAAGGGGAUCAUUCACAGAGACCUCAAACCUCAGAACAUUCUUCUGUCCUAUACAGGCCGCAAGAAAUCCGGCAUCAGCGGCAUACGCAUCAAGAUUGCUGACUUUGGUUUCGCAAGAUAUCUCCAGAGCAACAUGAUGGCCGCCACAUUAUGUGGAUCACCGAUGUACAUGGCCCCAGAGGUGAUCAUGUCCCAGAACUACGAUGCUAAAGCGGACCUGUGGAGCAUUGGGACUGUCAUUUACCAGUGCCUGGUGGGAAAGCCACCAUUCCAGGCGAACAGUCCCCAAGACUUGAGGAUGUUUUAUGAAAAGAACAAGACUCUUGUGCCAAACAUCCCAAGAGAAACGUCUCCUCAUCUACAAUCUCUGCUUCUGGGUCUGCUUCAGAGGAACCAGAAGGACCGUAUGGAUUUUGAUGCUUUCUUUAUUCAUCCUUUCAUGGACCCAACAUCAACUAUAAAAAAAUCAUGCCCUGUGCCAGUGCCUAAAUGUCCUGGCUUGGUCUCAGACAGCACGUGUGGCAGCUCUCCAUCCUGUCGUUAUAUCUCUCCUCCAUCACUACCAGACAUGCAGAUUCUCCCUGAGGACGUGCUGUCUUCUCCUCCUCUUGGCCAUCCCAACUACCUGCAGCUGUCCAAAGAGUCGGGUGGCAGCACCAGCAGCAAGAACUCCUCAUGUGAUACUGAUGACUUUGUGCUGGUGCCGCAUCUCUCUGGAGAGCAGUCCUAUGACCUUCCGAUGGGGGCUGUUGGUCGCAGGCCGUCCAGUGAAUUCCUAUUGUGUGGAGGGCAGCCUCAGCCAUCUGCUGGACAGACUCCAAUGGUGUCACCGCGAAGCGAGACCACCCCCAUACCUGUGCCCACACAGGUACGAAACUACCAGCGUAUCAAGCAGAAUCUCUCCAGCAGCCCAACAACUACACUUUACGGCUCUCCCAGGUCAGGCACAGUGCGCCGCUCCAACACUAGCCCCAUGGGCUUCCCUAAAAUGGUUUCUGGGUCUCCCAGUGCGGCAGACACAGCACAAACCAUAGGGCGACGUCUUUCAACAGGCAGCUCUCGACCUUACUCCCCCUCUCCACUAGUGGGGACUAUUCCUGAACAACUCGGCCACUGCUGCUGCGGACAUCCCCAAAGCCACGAGGCACGCAGUCGCAGUUCUUCAGGCGGUUCCCAUGGACCCUCCUCUCAACUACUAGGAGCUCGUCUUCACAGCGCGCCCACGCUAACUGACAUCUACCAGAAUAGGCAAAAGCUACAUAAGCAGCUGUCUGACCCAGUACACCCCACCUCAUCCGCCUACCCCACCAGCCACUCCCCGCAGCUCAGUCGCCCCGGCAACCUGGGUACCUCACCAACCAAACACCUUGGCUCCUCUCCUCGGACCUCUGACUGGUUAACCAAGUCGCCUCUACCCACCAUUAUUGGCUCUCCAACUAAGGUAUCUGCUCCCUUCAAAAUCCCUAAAACUCAAGCUUCAUGCAAUCUUCUUGCCCUGGGAUCUCAGCAGGGUAUACCCGAGAACCCCAACCCAACUAAAAUACGUGACCUCUGUGCUCAUCAUUGCUUGGCGUAUCCUAGCAGCCGCCAAUCAGCGCCCGAGGCCAGCAAGACUUCCUUUGGCAGGUCUGUGAGUGCUGGACGACUAUCUGAACAGCCAGUAAGAAUCACUUUGGGAGGACAGCCAUACCAGGGCAGCACAGAUAGCCUCAACACAGAGAGACCUAUGGACACAGCACCGGCAGGGACUUUCGGUUUGCCGGUGGGCGGGGCGAGUCCCCGCCAGGUUGUGUUCACGGUGGGCUCACCCCCCAAUAGCAGCACCCCUCCCACGUGUAGCCAUCUCGCCUCCCGCCCGCGCACCACCUCAGUAGGCUCCAACAGCUCAGCAGGCUCCUUGUGCUCCACCAGUGGAAAGGUGUAUAUGGGCUCUCCCCCGGGUAUGACUGUCGGCAGCUCCCCGCCUGGAGCUGAAGCAGGUCCAAGCAGUUUGCGCUACGUCCCUUAUGGCACCUCCCCACCCAGCUUGGAAGGAUUCAUCACCUUUGAAGCACCGGAACUGCCGGAGGAGACACUAAUGGAGCGCGAGCACACGGACACUCUGAUGCACCUACGCAUGAUGCUAUCCUUCGCUGACUGCGUGCUAGAGAUCGCUUCUCUUCGGGCCGGAGGGCAAGAUUUAAGUGCGUCUGCUUCCUCGCUUUAUGCACCUCAGGACAGCGUGGUAGUGGAUCAGAUCAGCCAGCUUAGCAAGGAGUGGAGGCAGAUGGAGCAGUUGGUGUUGUACAUGAAAGCCGCACAGCUGCUGGCCUCCUCGCUACACUUGGCCAAGGCUCAGAUCAAGUCUGGCAAGCUCAAUCCAUCCACGGCUGUCAAACAAGUGAUAAAAAGUCUGAAUGAGCGGUACAAAAGUUGCAUUCCUCUGUGCCGCCGCCUCACGGACAAACUGAACCACUUCUUCUCCGAUAAGCAGCAAAUCGUCGACGAGAUCAACAGCGUGACGGCGGAGAAGCUCAUAUAUAACCAUGCUGUAGAGAUGGUGCAGUCAGCGGCACUAGAUGAGAUGUUCCAGCACACAGAAGACAUUGCGUAUCGCUACAACAAAUCCUCGCUGCUUUUAGAAGGCCUGUUGAAGAUUCUCCAAGAUCCAGCUGAUAUUGAAAAUGUCAUGAAAUACAAGGCAAGCGUGGACCGGAGGAUCUCUGCUUUGUGUUACUGCACCGUUACCCUGUAUGAAUAAAGAGUGAAACCCGGCAGAUGCUUUCACUCCAGGGACCAUCAUCUUCUCCAACUACACAGAGAAGACUUGAAGAACACUUUGUCCCUUGUUUUAUGUUUCGUAGCAGUCAAAGCACUUUCAGUUCCUCUUCUCUAUGUACAUCGUUCAGUCGCAAGAAGUAACAGACCGAAUAUUACUUCAAGUGAAAUUUUGCGACGGAUGUGCACAAGUUCGCAACCAAAGAUAAAUCCUUAGAACAGAUUUUAUUGUAUGAAAAACCUGUCGGACUCGGAUCUCUCUUCUGUUUUUAUAUCUUUUUACUGUCCCACGCCACAACAGGUGGGACGGAUCAGACUUCUAUUCCCUUUUUACACAAACUAAAGACUGCAGAAUGGAAAUACCCAACAAUGGACAUGAUUACAAAUCAUUGCUCUUUAUUUACUGCACUUGUUUUGAUUAUUUAUUGGCUUAUGUUAGAUACAGUAUGUUAGUGUUCUUUAUUAUGGUGUUGAAAGAUGACACAGGCAGGUGUGGAGACCCAUGUCUCACUACAGUUAUUGUCAAUCCAAGGGGUACCACACACUUAUCACACCCAAACACACACAUAGAGAACACACAAAGACAGUCACAUGGUUCCUCAAACAUGUUGACGUAACGGUGAGAUAAGCCUGAAGGAGGAAUCUGUAGUAUUUACAAAGCUAAGCUUUGAAGCAAAUGCACUUUAUUGAGGCAGUUGUGGAAGAUUAUUGUCCUAGAAGGUCUGGGAAGGAGGGCAGCAUUGAUGGGGAGACACCCAUCUUUAAUUCCUCCAUCCUUUUAUACUAGUGCCAUCAUUACAUGGCUCCAGUUUGCUCCAAUCUCCAUUUCUGAAAGACAUUGAGCAUGAGGAGGGACAGACGCUCUUGUGCAAGAAUGGAAACAUAAUAGAAGUCUGCCAUCCAAGUAACUCUGGGCCUCAAGGUGAAUCAUUAAUAGUGGUCAAAAUACUUGAGUAGUUACAGUACUUUUCUUUUGAUUCAGCCGUACUGAAACGUUUUUGUUCAUAUUAAAACUGUAGCUUUUUUAACGGAUAUGUGUGACCUGUAAAUACUUGUACAUUCUGCACGUAUGUUUUUAUUUUAGUGUGAAUGCAAGUGAGCACAGCGUGUGAUUGGAGAAGGUGGAUACUGCCCCCACCCCUACCCCUCAAUCGAAGAGCACAAGAUUUUUUAUAUUUAGGUAUUUCUUUGUAAAUCUGUUGGACACUGACAACCUCCAAGAGUUUUCACACAAAUUGUUUGAGGUUUCACAAAAGACCUCACUUUGCAUGGCAGCUCCAAAUAAACACCAUUGAAUAUCUUGUAUAAACAAUUAAUUGACUGUACAGGAUGUUGCAGGUAAACAGAAGAGCGUGGGCACUGCCAAGCGUCGCCUUGUCAGCUCUGCAUUUCCCCACUCACCCAUUGUGCUCAGAACAGUUUUCGUGAAAUUGGAUUUAUUAUGUGCAUAAAUGGCCAGUUCAGGAUGCCGAAGAACUGACAGCAUGACUUUGACUCUGCUUCCUCUCAAGCACUCACGCCCUGAGACUCUCCCCAGCUUGUUCUUCUUUUAUUUUUACUAUGGCCCCCCGUCAGCCAACAAAGCCUUUACUGUACAGAAAGAGAAGGCACAGGUAUCUUCUCCCGCUCUGUAAUCUUGUACUAAAUCCAUGCAUAUAUCUGUAGUAGUAGUAGGACUUCCCUAUCCAGGUGUGAGAAGAACUGUGUUCAGAUGAUUUUCCAUUAGAAAAGACUAGUACUGAGCACAUGUACCUGUGAAUGUUAGAAUGUAUUUCCAUUUCAAUCGCACCUUUUUCUUAGAAUGGUUAAAACCAGCCUAUCACAACCUGAUAAGACAAGACACCAGGCGAUGUGUCUCAGCUCCAUUGAUUUUCAGUGACAAAAUGUUGAUGAUUGAAUUCAUGUGUUUUACCAAGGCCAUCUGUAUUUGGUCCGAAACUGUAGAAAUUAAGCUUUUGUUUAUUAUUAAACAGAUACAUUUUAUCCUGUUA
Triplophysa dalaica is the source of this 6142-nucleotide messenger RNA. RefSeq names its product unc-51 like autophagy activating kinase 2 (gene ulk2). Bases 1024 to 4134 code for a protein of 1036 amino acids. Lineage: Eukaryota; Metazoa; Chordata; Actinopteri; Cypriniformes; Nemacheilidae. Gene Ontology annotation, cellular component: cytoplasm; autophagosome. Gene Ontology annotation, biological process: protein autophosphorylation; axon extension; peptidyl-serine phosphorylation. The record is from RefSeq and is a predicted model, not a curated record. Gene Ontology annotation, molecular function: ATP binding; protein serine/threonine kinase activity. The transcript is spliced from 27 exons.